GGGCAUCCCGUAGAUCCCGCUCGUCGGCUCGUCAAGAAGCGCGCGCGCGAUUUUCGAGUUCUUUCCGUAAUUCCUUGGACUCGAUGCCAGGACGUGACAGAAAGGAGUCGUCGUGCCCUUUGCUGAGGAUUAACGAUUAAGAACAGACCUGGAGCAUGAUGCUGGACAGCGAUGUCACGAGCAUCAACGAGUCGAGCAUUUCGCCGAGGAAACAAUUAUGGAUCAAGGCGGUGAAGAAACUGACCUCCGAGAGGCUGGGCCGGGAGGGACUGGCGGCGUGGGAGGGCCGGAAGUCCAACACGGAUCCCGAGGUCGCCGCCGAAGAGAAGGACGCCGGCCAGGCACCCUCUGAGAAUGACGAGGACUCGAACGGGGAACCGGAAGCCGCCGUUGGAGCAGAGGAGGCCGUGACCGAUGAGGAGGCCCAGACCCAACGCGAUGUCUUCAAGAAGGGGACGCUAUACAAGGGGAUAUUCCUGCCCUCGCUGACCAACAGUUUUCAUAACAAGCAGUUGGAGACGUCCUACCUUCUCUACUCGAAUCGGCAGAGGCAGAAGUCCCUGAUAAUGCUGAACAUCGUAGACCUCAGUCUGAAGAUCACAUUAACGGCGAUCUGGCUUUGGCAACGGGACCCGAAUGGCGGAGGACUCAUCGAGGGAUUGUCGUGGGCCGCGUGUUGCAUGGCGGCGAAUCUGGUCAUCUGCGUGCUCGGCUGGUGGCGUUGCUUUUCUAACAAUUACCUGUACUGGGCCUCGAUAUUCACUUGGUUAUUAAUAAACUCUCAAGGUUUCAUAGGUGCCGGUCUGAACUUCACCACGCAACAGCGGCUCAUGUGGUACAUACUCUUCGUCGUGUACGCGCCCUACGCGAUGCUGCCUCUGCCGCUACGAUGGUGCGUCCUCGCCGGCUACGGAACGGCGCUAACACACAUGGUGAUGGCCGGAAUAAGUCUCCUGCAGAACUCCACAUACCCGCGAGACGCGGUGUGCAUUAUCCGCAUGCUAACGACGAACGUGCUGCUGUACCUGGCCGUGAACCUGGCCGGCAUGUAUACCAAGUACCUGACGGACCGGGGACAACGGCAGGCCUUCCUGGAGACUCACCGUUCCACAGAGACGCGACAACGCACACAGAACGAGAACAAUCGACAGGAAAAGCUGCUGCUUUCAGUGUUGCCCGACUUUGUCGCCAAGGAAAUGAUCCGCGACAUCUCCCGCGAGACGGCACGUGGUGGGACGAUAUCGUUCACGCCGAAUCAGUUCCACCGGAUAUACAUCCACCGUUAUGAGAACGUCAGCAUCCUCUUUGCCGACAUCAAGGGAUUUACGGCUCUGGCAAGUCAGUGCAGCGCCCAGGAGCUGGUGAAGGUCCUGAACGACCUCUUCGCCCGUUUCGAUAGGCUCUCGGCAGAGAACCACUGUUUACGCAUCAAGCUCCUCGGCGAUUGUUAUUAUUGCAUCUCCGGCCUGCCGAUCGCUAGGAGCGAUCACGCCCACUGCUGCGUCGAGAUGGGCUUGCACAUGAUAAAGGCCAUACGAGACGUUAGAUUCACCACGAAGGUGGACUUGAACAUGAGGAUAGGAAUACACAGCGGAUCGGUGCUAUGCGGGGUCUUGGGCCUGCGGAAGUGGCAGUUCGACGUGUGGUCCUACGACGUGACACUCGCGAAUCAUCUUGAGAGCGGAGGAAUACCAGGGAGGGUACAUAUUUCCGCCGACACUCUCAAGUGCCUGAACGACGUUUAUGAGGUGGAGCCCGGCUACGGUUGCGAGCGGGACAAUUAUCUGAAGGACAGAAACGUGGUGACGUACCUCAUCAAGCAAGUGGAGCCCCUCAAGUCCAGGCGAAGACAGUCGUCGAAGCCGAAGGUCUGGACGGAGGAAGAGUUGGCCGCGAAUAAGAACAAGAAGAGUUUCAAAGUGAACAAUCCGCACGCAGUGAACAGCAACGCGCAGCAACCGGGUUCCAUGGACGACGAUAUCGGAGUUGACUGGACCCCUGAAAUCCCGUUCGAGAAUCUGAACACAGCUACGUCGGUGAGUAACUUGGAGUCCGAGUACUUAGAAGAGGAGAACGGUCAACCAGCCAAGCCGAGCAACAAAGCGGCCUCGACGACAUCCGUUGAGAAGAAGGGCGCCAUCGAAACCGCCAGCAAUAAACGCAUGAGAUCGGCAAACAUAAACGCAUGGACUUUGCGCUAUAACGACGAGAGCCUGGAAUCCAAGUUCGACCAAUUACGAGAAGACAUGUUCAAGUCCAACAUGAUAUGCUGCUUCGUCAUAUGGCUCUUCAUCGCUGUCUGCCAGGCUAUAAUCUUGUCUGAUUGCAUGAUUCUCCUGAUCUCGUUGCUGGUGACUACGGUAAUCCUGGUGGCAUCGUCAAUCCUAGUGAUGGCAGAGGAGUUCAAGGGCAUGCCGACGUACUUUCAGCACACAUCGUCCAUGCUGGUGCACAACAAGAAGCACCGCACCGUCUUCAUUUGCGGCGUCAUCAGCCUGAUGAUGCUGACGUCCAUCAUCGGCGUGUUGACCUGUCCCAUGGUGCGCCCUCACCAGGAAGUGAUGGUGCUGGAGCAACAGCAGAUACCGACGACGAUCGCGGUGGCACCGCUCCCGGUGCCGGAGAAGUUGACGGCGACCACCGCGAGGUCGAGCCUGGACCACCUUGUCCUUACGUUCCUGGAGGCUGCUCUAAGCGAUGAAUCCACUGAGGGAGGAAAGACCGUCGCUUCGACGGAGAACAACACUCUGGAAACGGGAUCCAGCAAUAUCGAACUGAAGCUGACACGAGUGGUGAACGACAGGGCGCCUGGAAGAAGCAGAAGAGAGUUUUUCAGAUUCUAUAGGUAUGAGCAGCAUUACGAGAAACCGGAAGCUGGGAGCCGGCAUUACAGACGAGUCGCACGCAAACGCGACAUCGAGGGUGGCUCCCAAAGAAAACUCCUCUCCGUCGCAGAGGGGAAGAGUCACGUUCGCUCGAAACGGUUAAUUCUGAAAAGCCCCGAGGAGCUUGAGAAAGCUGGUUGCAUCCGGCCGGAGUAUGUGGUGUUCACGUGGAUCCUAUGCCUGAUCGCGCUCGCUUCAGCCUUAAAGCUAUACUAUCUGGUGAAGACUGCGCUGGCCGCGGCGAUCGUUCUGGUGUACGCGGUGCUGAUCCUCGUCGUGUGUAAGGGCAUGUUCACCGAGAGAGACAGGAACGCAUCGGCGAUAUCUCUACCGGCGCAGAUGCUGACCUUCCUCACGGUCUUCCUCGUGAUGGUAACGUAUCAUGGUAGACUGGUGGAGGUGACGUCGCGCCUGGACUUCCUGUGGAAGCAACAGGCCGAGAGAGAGUUGAGCGACAUGAUCGAAUCGCGACAUAACAAUAUGCAGCUCCUGAAGAACAUCCUGCCAGACCACGUGGCGCAUCAUUUCCUCACGACGGAUCGCGCGCCGGAAGAGCUCUACUCGCAGUCGCGGGACAAGGUCGGCGUGAUGUUCGCCAGCGUGCCGAACUUUACGGAAUUUUAUUCGGAGGACGUAAAUAAGGGGAUGGAAUGCAUUCGCCUGCUUAACGAAAUUAUCGCUGACUUCGACGAGCUGCUGGACGAGAUACCGUUUCAGUGCAUCGAGAAGAUAAAGACGGUCGGCGCUACUUACAUGGCUGCCUCGGGCCUGAAUCCCAGCCAAACCGGUAACAGUGGCGACGAUAUGGAGCACCUGUGCAGUCUGGUGGAUUACGCGGUGGCCAUGCGCCACCGUCUCGAGGACGUGAACGUUCACUCGUUCAACAACUUUGACCUGCGAGUGGGCAUCAGCUGCGGGCCUCUCGUAGGCGGCGUGAUCGGGGCCCGGAAGCCGGUCUUCGACAUAUGGGGCAACACCGUGAAUGAAGCCUCCAGGAUGGACUCCACCGGUGUGAUGGGCAAGAUACAAGUCCCGCACGACAUCGCCAGGUUUCUGGAAUCGAGGGGUUACCAGACUCAGAAGCGCGGGCUAAUCGAGGUGAAGGGGAAGGGCACGAUGGAGACGUACUUCGUGCUGGGCAAAGCCACCCUGCAGCAGGAGGGCACCCCCAGGCACAGGAGCACCUGCCGCAGCCUGGCCGCGGUGGUCUACGGUGUGGUUCAGGCGCGUCGCAAGCAGAUCAAAAAGCAGGCGAUGCGAAGAACAUAGAUUGAGAACUUCCGAGAAUAGUUCUCCGUGUAUAGCUUUGCCGAUGCUGUCAGAUUGGCGCGGAGGGAUCUCGCCGAGCGCAACAAAAUUGCGCAACUUUAUAUCUCCGACGGUCCACGUUGCACGUGUACUUCAUUUCAGAGAUAAAUUAUUCCAAUUCUCGUAAAAAAAGAAAGAAAGAAAACGUACGACAUACCGUCAGUAAAACGCCGAUAUUAGUGGGGAAAGAAGCGACAAAUCUUUGCGCCAAUCUGAUGGAUAAGCGCGACAAAUAAUCGAGCAGAUAUACUUAGGUCUUGAAAAGGACUUCUAUCCAAUUUCACUUCCGUGUCAUCUUGCCACAAAGUAUUGAAUGUAUAUAGCACUUAAAAUAAAUAAUCGAUCUUAUACAAACAUGAGUUACGCCCUUUUCCAUUGGAACUUUAAUCACAAGUUUUGCUCGUUACAAGAAAAUAAUUCUAACAUUUGCUACUUCGAAAUAACAAAAAAAAAAUUGCAUCAUCGCGCGAAUAUAACGAGGAAGCUGAUGACGAUCGUUAAUUUUAUCACAGAACAGUAUUAUAAAGUAUGCUCACUGUUAGAGACAUUAUUGUUAUUGUUAUUAUUAUUAUGCUCAUGUAAUCAUGGCGAUCGGUGACAGGUGGAAAUGCACAAAGUCUCUGGCUCCGUGUAACCUCGUAUAUUACACAUUAUUACGGUAAACACAAUAUUUAUAAUCGUAAUAAUAAUCCAUGAUAAUAAUGGCAAUAAUGAUAAUCAUAAUAAGGCUACCUACAGGGUGGCCGCCGCCGCGCGAGGGGCCACCGCACCUGCCCGGCCGAGACGAUCGGCCGGCUCGACUGUACACGACUUUUACAACAUACUCGAAUAAUUAAUCUAAUUUUACAUAUUAAUCAUUAGACAAUUCAUUACAAUUACGAACCUAGUCAGAAGAACGUCACGAUACGUAGGAAGGACCGCACGCCUCCCUUUCCCUCAAGAUCACACGCAUGUCUCUCGCUUACCGUUAAUCGGCUAUCAUCAGCAAAAUUUCGCAUCCUCCGAGGAAGAAUUCCAAGGACGAAAAGUAUACGCUUCGCUUCGUCGCAGAGAAAUUCGGAUAUAACAUUGGACACCGUUGUAUUAAAGCGAAACAAAAACCACAUCUUCUUGAUCCGUUUGUCAUUUUUUCUCUUUUUUUUCUUGGAAUAAAACUAUACUCGCUAAUAAGAACCUUUCUCCUUAAAUUUUUCAAUUUCUACAUCGAAUGCUAAACAACAUUUGCUCUAAUUUACAUUGAAAUAUAUUAAUUUUGAAAAAGUGAAGAUAAAUAUGGUUUACAAUUAUUAUAGUUUACGUCGUAGUUACAGCCUUCCUCAGACUAACAAUAAGAGUCAAUAGAGACAAUUUUCUUGCCGAGGAUGCUCGGAAAAUUUUGCUCGAUUCGCGGAGCUGAUUGCUUUCUCCGAGGGACAAAGGGGGACUUGUCUCAUUUAAGAUAUAAAGGCACUGUACACGUAAUGAACAUACAAUUAGAAGAGCGCUAAAAAGGCGGUCCGGAUGAUGCUUCCUUUCCCCUCUUUCAUCUCUCGCCACUACCACUUUCUCUCGACAGGUAAAACGUGCCCCGUUUAAAAAUAUCGCUUCGAUCUACAAUAUGUCUGUCGCUUUAAAAUACGGCCAUUAGAUUGCGGCGCUUAAAAUAGGGGAGCGGUUUCCUUCGUUUCUAGCUGCAUUGGUCGAGACUAACUUCUUCGUUCCUCCUCGUCUAGAUUAGUCUAGCUUCAGUUUAAGGAAAAAUAGAUGACUAUGAUCGGAUUGGAUGCGCGGUAACUAUUUAUUAUUAUUUUAUUAUUAUUAUUAUUAUUACACGGGGGGUGAACUCUCGUGGUGGGAAAGAUUGCGGAAAACAGGGGAUGGGGGCGCGAAAACGAUUGGUCAAUGCGAUCAGAAGUCAAGAAAACGCUCCUGGCUUAAAGGUGGGAUCCUCUCACGUUUAUCACAAUUUGGCAGUGAACGUUUUCACGUUGUUGUUGUCGUCAAGAAAUACAUAGCUUACUGCGACAUAGUGUUCAGCCGUGUCCCUUUUCGAAAGCUAUACACAUAUACAUAUAUACGAUUGCUAGCUACAACGGUUCCCUAUACACACAUAUGUACAUAUACAUAUAUAUGUAUAUAGAAUGUCCCGUAGAGAUCGCAGAAACGCUUAUGGGUAAAUUUUUCGGACUAUUUUAA
Vollenhovia emeryi is the source of this 6368-nucleotide messenger RNA. RefSeq names its product adenylate cyclase type 8 (gene Adcy8). The coding region runs from base 156 to 4154 and encodes 1332 amino acids. The record is from RefSeq and is a predicted model, not a curated record. The transcript is spliced from 20 exons. NCBI's taxonomy places the organism in Eukaryota, Metazoa, Arthropoda, Insecta, Hymenoptera, Formicidae. Gene Ontology annotation, biological process: cAMP biosynthetic process; intracellular signal transduction; adenylate cyclase-activating G protein-coupled receptor signaling pathway. Gene Ontology annotation, molecular function: adenylate cyclase activity. Gene Ontology annotation, cellular component: plasma membrane.